CCUCCAGACCACGUGUGCUCUCGGCAAAGCUUUGCGCAGCUCGGGAGACGCUUUGUCCCGGCGGCGGGCUUCCUGGCCUGUGGUUUGGAGCUCGGAGCGGCGUUGGCCGGACCCCUAUUCGCGCCCGGCUCGGUUCGGCUCCCUGCCGGGCUCCAGGCCCAUGGCUUCUCGGGGCAGAAAGCGGAAGGCCGAGGUGGCGGUGGUCGCGGCGGCGGCGAAACAGGAGAAGCCGGCGGGCGGCCGGAAGGCAGUGGAGGCCGCGACCGUCGUGAUCGAGCAUUGCACGAGCUGACGCGUCUACGGGCGCAACGCCGCGGCCCUGAGCCAGGCGCUGCGCCUGGAGACCCCGGACCUUCCGGUGGAGGUGAAUCCUGCCAAGCCCCGGAGGGGCAGCUUCGAGGUGACGCUGCUGCGCCCAGACGGCAGCAGUGUGGAGCUCUGGACUGGGAUUAAGAAGGGGCCCCCACGCAAACUCAAGUUCCCUGAGCCUCAAGAGGUGGUGAAGGAGCUGAAGAAGCACCUUUCGUAGGGUGUGUUGGGCAGAAGUCCUCGCGCUGAGCCUCCUGUCCCUGGUGGUGUUGGAGCAUUUAUGAUGGAACAUGGCCAAAACUUCAGUCAUGUACCUGAAGCCAUGGUUUCUUUCCCUCCAGAAAGGAUGGUUCAGUUGUGAGGCAACCCUCUAGUAAGGCAUUGAAAAGUUCUUGGAUUUGGUUUAAUAAAAGUUGAAAUAAAGUAUCUGAAUAAUAAAGUAAAACUUAAUCUUAUGGUAAGAAAUGGA
Messenger RNA from Leptonychotes weddellii (Weddell seal), 778 nucleotides. It is a transcript of the gene SELENOH, whose product is annotated as selenoprotein H. Lineage: Eukaryota; Metazoa; Chordata; Mammalia; Carnivora; Phocidae. Gene Ontology annotation, cellular component: Golgi apparatus. The record is from RefSeq and is a predicted model, not a curated record.